AUGGCGCCCUCUCCGACAACUGCUGGGCGGAUAGAGGAAGCCCGGGGUCUCGCAAAGACCGACCCUGCCAAAGCUGAGAGCACCCUAAAGGAGAUCCUUGCGAAAGGUACUGGCUCCACCGAGGCCUCGUCGCGUGAUUACGAAAAUGCCCUGGUCUCGCUAGGAGAGCUCUACCGGGACCAGAAGAAGCCGCAGGAGAUCGCCGAAUUGAUCAAGGCCAGCCGUGACUCCUUCUCCUCAUUUGCUAAGGCAAAGACAGCUAAGCUGGUCCGCCAGCUGCUGGACUUGUUCAGCGAGAUUCCGAACACCCUCGAUAUCCAAGUUGCCGUUAUCAAGUCCUGCAUUGAUUGGGCCGUCGCAGAGCGGAGAUCAUUCCUUCGUCAGAACCUCGAAACUCGGCUUGUGGCCAUUUACAUGCAAAAACAAACCUACUACGAUGCUCUCACCCUCAUCAACUCUCUUCUCCGCGAGCUGAAGCGCUUGGACGACAAGCUCAUGCUGGUUGAGGUACAGCUGCUGGAGUCGCGCGUCUACCAUGCAUUAGGCAACCAGGCCAAGGCUCGUGCUGCCUUGACGGCUGCCCGUACGUCAGCCGCCUCAGUCUACACUCCUCCCAACUUGCAAGCCGGUCUGGAUAUGCAAAGCGGUAUGCUCCAUGCGGAGGACAAGGACUUCAACACGUCAUUUUCGUACUUCAUUGAGGCGCUCGAGGGAUACAGCUCUCUCGACGAGAGCGAGAAGGCCACCGCCGCUCUCCAGUACAUGUUGCUGUGCAAGAUCAUGUUGAACCUGGUGGAUGAUGUCACGAACUUGCUGGGAUCCAAGCAGGCUCAGAAGUAUGCUAGUCCGCGGUUGGAGGCCAUGAAGGCCGUGGCGCGUGCUCACGCGGACCGAUCUCUUGAACAGUAUGAGAAGGCACUGUCGGACUACAGAUUCGAAUUGGGUAGUGAUGCAUUCAUCCGCAACCACCUUCGCAGGUUGUACGAUGCCAUGUUGGAGCAGAACCUUAUCAAAGUCAUCGAGCCUUUUAGCCGAGUCGAGCUUGACCACAUUGCCAAGAUGGUAGGACUGGAUACACAGCAGGUGGAGAGAAAGCUUUCACAGAUGAUCUUGGAUAAGGUAAUCAUUGGUGUUUUAGAUCAGGGAGCAGGUUGUCUGAUUGUUUUCGAUGAGACGGAACGUGACCAGGCAUAUGAUGCUGCUCUGGAGACGAUUGCGAAGCUGAGCAAUGUGGUGGAGGAGCUGUACACUAAUCAAGCAUCGCAGCUGGACCCUUUCUUUCCCCUUUCAUAUCCCCUCUCAUCCUCGUUAUCAUCCAUGCCGCCCGCCAUGAACGCUCCGAUCCCUCCAAACUACGGCCGUGGGUUCCCACCGCAGGCCGCCCAACGAUCUCCUGCCACGCCUCGUCGCGGACCUCAGGCCCCAGUUCCAAUGGCUGCUCCGCUGCCUCAGCACGGUGUUCCUCCUCAGCUCCUCCCCAUACAACAGCGUAACAUGAUGGCCGCCAAUGCUGCUAACGAGGCCGCGCUCCGACGCAGUCGCAAGCCCACAGACAAGAACAUCCCCGAGGGCAUUGAAGAGGUGGUCAUUGGCGAGGGCGUGCAGCAGUACAAGAGCCUCCGCGAUCUUGAGAAACGCCUGGACGCGGCCAUCGUGCGCAAGAGACUCGAUAUUCAAGAUUCCAUCAGUAAGACCGUCAAGAAAUACCGCACCAUGCGCAUCUGGAUCUCCAACACGGUCGAGAACCAACCGUGGCAGAACGCCUCCGGCCAGAACGGUGCCACUAACCCCGGCUCCGGACGGUACAAGGUACGCAUCGAGGGGCGUCUACUGGAUGAUGAUAGCGACCCGACGGUGCCGGAGGACAGCGACGAGGAGGAUGCUGCAGCUGCUGCAGACGAUUCAGUCGACGCCAACGGCGACGCGAUGGAGCAGGAUGGGCAAGGCGCCACGAAGACCAAGACCAAGGCCGCGGCUUCAACUAAGCGGUCUCAGCAACGCUUCUCGCAUUUCUUCAAAUCCAUCACGAUCGACUUCGAUAGACCGGCCACGACAAACCCGGAGGACGUCAAACCCAUCACCUGGAACAAGCCGCAAUUACCACCCAACGCCGCUACCCUUCCCCCCACCGCGGACUUCGAUUCCCUCCAGUUCUCCCGCGCGUCGCAGGAGAACCUCAACGUGACGGUCAGUCUAGUGCGCGACGAGACGCCCGAGCGGUACAAACUGAGCAAGGAAUUGGCGGAGGUUCUGGACGUCGAGGAAGAAACCCGCAGUGGCAUUGUCCUCGGUAUCUGGGACUACAUCCGCGCCAUGGGGCUACAGGAAGAUGAAGAGAAGCGGCUAGUACGCUGUGACCACCGUCUACGAUCGAUCUUCGGUCGCGAUCAAAUGUUCUUCCCCCAGAUCCCCGACAGCAUCGGCCCGCACACCAGCCCCAUUGACCCCAUCAAACUCCCCUACACCAUCCGCGUCGACGCCGACUACCACAACGACCCGACCCCAACCGUCUACGACAUCCAGGUCGCCCUCGAGGACCCCCUGCGGUCCAAGAUGAUCGCCCUCACCCAGAACCCGCAGUACACGGCCGCCAUGCGCCAGAUCUCCACGCUGGACGACCAGGUCGCCCUCAUCGUGCAGGCCUUGACGCACUCGCGCGCCCGCCACUCCUUCUUCACGGCCCUGAGCAAGGACCCCGCCACCUUCCUCCGCCGCUGGGUGAACAGCCAGCGCCGAGACCUCGAGACGAUUCUCGGCGAAGCCACGAGAGGCGGCGGCGAGGACGCCAGCGGGCCUGAGUUCCGGAGAGGCGGCACCGACGGCGCCUGGGAUACCCCUGUCGCGAGAGAGGCGGUGCGCUACAUGCUUGCAAAGCCCGAGGUGGCAAUGGGGAGGGUUCAAUAA
Aspergillus saccharolyticus JOP 1030-1 is the source of this 2904-nucleotide messenger RNA. RefSeq names its product PCI-domain-containing protein. NCBI's taxonomy places the organism in Eukaryota, Fungi, Ascomycota, Eurotiomycetes, Eurotiales, Aspergillaceae. Gene Ontology annotation, molecular function: structural molecule activity. Gene Ontology annotation, cellular component: proteasome regulatory particle, lid subcomplex. The coding region runs from base 1 to 2904 and encodes 967 amino acids. The record is from RefSeq and is a predicted model, not a curated record. Gene Ontology annotation, biological process: ubiquitin-dependent protein catabolic process. The transcript has 5 exons.